AUGGUUGAAGGUGAUUUUGUUAAUGAACAAACAAACGUUGUCUCGCUAAGCUCAAACUUCCUGUGCGCUGAGCGUCACGGCGCCAAAGCCAGUAUAGGGGACGAAAUAUUAAAGCUGCUGCUAAAGAUCCUAAACUCGGACGAAACCGUCGCUCAAGGUGUGCAUACGCAUGUUGCGGGGUCUCCAGAUCUAUCAGACUUCGGUUUCGAAAAUGAACAACUGGAAAAUGUACUCGCCGUACUCAUAAUAUCGUUUAUUAUUGUUGUUGUCGGGGUGUUGUUACUGGGGUUGAUUGGAAUGAUAUUCAUAUCCUUCCGCUCAACCAGUAGUAGUGACAAGCAGCUGCAAUGCGACGACGAGGAAAAGCAAGUGCUUGCUGGAAACCAGCCCUAA
Saccharomyces eubayanus is the source of this 393-nucleotide messenger RNA. RefSeq lists its product as uncharacterized. Lineage: Eukaryota; Fungi; Ascomycota; Saccharomycetes; Saccharomycetales; Saccharomycetaceae. The record is from RefSeq and is a predicted model, not a curated record. The transcript has a single exon. The coding region runs from base 1 to 393 and encodes 130 amino acids.